Molecule: messenger RNA, 4621 nt
Organism: Oryzias latipes (Japanese medaka)
Lineage: Eukaryota; Metazoa; Chordata; Actinopteri; Beloniformes; Adrianichthyidae
Product: apoptosis-stimulating of p53 protein 1
Biological process (GO): regulation of apoptotic process
Cellular component (GO): nucleus
Molecular function (GO): p53 binding
Source: RefSeq, a predicted model, not a curated record
CAUUUGAGACGCUGUCACCUGCAAAGUCGCCAGUUUCAAACCAGAAAGGAUGCUUUAGUUUGUCAAAGUGGCCGGUGCCCUCGUGUGCAUGCUCAGCGGUGAGCUCGAUGCAUGCCCGAUGAGGCGCUUUUUGGGGCUGGUGUUGGAGCGGCUGGCGGUUCUGUCUAAAAACCUCAAGCUGAGAGAUUGCAAGAAAUCAAAGAAGAAACUCAACAAAUGGAAAAGCAAAGCAUGGGUGAUCCUGACAGUCUAUCUCAAUGACACCCAGCAGAUGUUAACUGAGGUCCCAGUUACUCCAGCAACAAGAGUGGUUGAUGUGGUGGAGUACUGCAAGGAGGCUGGUGAGGGGGAGUGCCACUUGGCCGAGGUCUGGAAUGGACACGAGCGAGCUCUCCCUCCGGAGCUGUUAUUGUUGGACCUUCUUCAGCGGUGGGGAGCCAGAAGGCCUGAGGUCAGCUUCUACCUCAGACACUGCCCCCCCUGGCCUCAAGAUGGUCCACAGUUGGAGCAGAGCUGGACCACAGAGGCUGCAGAGAGUCCCAGUGAUAAGGUUCCCCGUGUGGAGCUGACCCUCUCUGAGCUCCAGGAAAUGGCAACAAGACAACAGCAACAAAUCGAGGCUCAACAGCAGAUGUUGCUGGCCAAGGAGCAGAGAUUGCGGUAUCUUCAGCAAGGGGGCAAAUCUAACCAGGGACAGACUCAGCCUGAAGCUGAGAAGCUGCAGCGGCUGAAGGAGCGCAUGGAGACGCAGGAGGCAAAGCUGAAGAAGAUCCGAGCCAUGAGGGGACAGGUGGACUACAGCAAAGUGAUCAACGGAAAUCUUUCUGCAGAGAUCGAUCAUGUUUCAAGCCUGUUUCAAGAGAAGCAGGCAGAGCUGCAGUCUGCUGUGAUCCGAGUCGAUCAGUUAACUCAACAGCUGGAAGACCUGAGGAGAGGACGCCUUCAGCUCCACUCUGGUGCUCCAGCUCAGGGAGCUUUCCCAGGAACCCAGGGGGCCGGUACCGGUCAUAAAGGAUCCCCUUUGUCUGGCCCUGCAGCUGUGGAGCUGAGGAAACUUUACCAGGAGUUGCAGGCCCGUAACCGUCAUAAUCUGGAGCAGAGCAGCAAGUUGGCUCAGAACAAGGACCUGCUGAACAAGAGGAAUGCCCAGGUGUCGGUGAUGGACCAGCGCAUUGGCGACUUAAGGGAACGGCUGCAUAAGAAAAGAGCAGAAUUGAGCCGCAUGAACGGUGGAGUACCGGCCUCCCCUCAGAAUUCCCCCCAAACUAGCGGUGGAGUUUCUGGCCGAGUGGCGGCCGUCUGCCCCUACAUCCAGGUUCCUGCUGAGGGGAAACAAGAGGCGGGGUACCCUCUUCCUGCGGACCCCCCAUCCAAACCCUCCCCCCUGAACCAUGUUCGUUCUGCCUCAGAGGAGGACAGGAGUGGCAUCAGGAAGCCCCCCAGCCAAUGGAAAGUGUCAGAUUUAGACAUCGUCCUGUCUGAGCCCACUGAGAUGUUGCAGGGAUCUCUGUCCUCUCAAGGGAAGGACAGUAACAACACAAAUGAAGCGUCAUGGCCGAGCAUCAGCAAAAGUGUACCAGACUGGAGAAGCGGCAGUCCAGAACAGCUCCCCUCUGGUUAUGGUACAUACCCCAGUGCCACUCACCAGGCAGCAGGGCAUCACUGUGCAACAAGCUCCCUUCCCCGCUCUGCUCCUGGUACUCUGGGCUGGCCCCGAUCCAGUGUCACAAACAGCGCCUCCUCCCCGUCUUCAUCACCCAAUUCCCAGAAAAUACAGCAUCGCAUCUCGGUCCCUCCUCAUUUAAGCCAAGGUCCUGCCAUUUCCUCCCAGCCAACUCCAGCGUCUCCGCAAACAGAGCGCACAGAUCCCCCCCCAGCUGUGGCAGUGCGUCCCUACGUGCACGACCACUCGUCCAGGCCGCAGUCCCCCAGAAAGGGCCCCGCCACCAUGAACAGCAGCUCCAUCUACAGCAUGUACCUCCAUCAGCCUCAGGCCACAAAGUAUGGAUCUCUCAGCAACAGAACUACAGUCAAAGCUGUUUACGGAAAACCCAUCCUUCCUGCCUCUUCCACUUCUGCGUCCCCUGUCCCCUUCUACCAGGCAGGAAGAGGAACAAAAGCAAACGGAGACGAUGUCACAGAUAAAGGAGUGAAAGGAGGAGAGAGCGGUGAUGGUAAAAUCCUUCCUCCACCCAGUGUGGACAACAUCCCUCGUCCACUAAGUCCCACUAAGCUCACUCCAGUGGCUCACUCACAGCUCCGAUACCAGAGCGAUGCGGAUCUGGAGGUUCUCCGCCGGCGUCUCAGCAACGCUCCACGACCUCUGAAGAAGAGAAGCUCAAUCACUGAGCCAGAGGGCCCUCAGGGACCCAACAUUCAGAAAUUGCUUUACCAGAGAUUCAACACAUUAGCUGGAGGCAUGGAGGGAGUUUCAGGCAACACUUUCUACCAGCCUGACAGUCUUUUAGGAGAAACCGACAUCAUCCAUUCAGCCAAUGGAAACGCAGAUCCUGGUGACAAGCAUGUUAGCGUUGCGGCCGUUGAGGCCAAAGGUCAAAAAGUGAACCUGGAGUCCCGCCGCUCGUCUCCUCCUUUAUCUACUCCAGAAGCAUCCAAAGAGGUGGCGGCAGCAGCAGAGAGCAGCAACAGCCAGGUCUCUUCAUCUCAACCUAUCAGCACAGGUCCUGCACCUACAAAGCUGGAAGAUCAGAACAACAACGACCAAAGAGGAUCCAGUCCUGGUCACAGUUCAGAAAGACACAAGCCCCCCUCUCCACUGCCUCCUGCCCCUCCCUCACUGCCCAAGACAAAGCGAAGCAACCUGAAGAAGCCUUCAUCAGAGCGGACGGGACACAGUCUGAGGGUGAAGUUCAACCCUCUGGCUCUGCUGCUGGAUGCUUCCCUAGAGGGAGAGUUUGAUCUGGUGCAGAGGAUCAUCUAUGAGGUGGAAAAUCCCAGCAUGCCCAACGAUGAAGGCAUUACUCCUCUUCACAACGCUGUCUGCGCUGGUCAUCACCACAUUGUGAAGUUCCUGCUGGACUUUGGAGUCAACGUAAACGCAGCAGACAGUGACGGAUGGACCCCUCUUCACUGCGCAGCCUCGUGUAACAGCGUUCACCUCUGCAAGAUGCUGGUGGAGUCCGGAGCGGCCAUUUUCGCCACAACAAUCAGUGACGUGGAAACUGCAGCAGACAAAUGUGAAGAAAUGGAGGAGGGCUACACUCAGUGUUCUCAGUUCCUGUAUGGUGUGCAGGAGAAGUUGGGUGUGAUGAACAAAGGCUUGGUGUAUGCGCUGUGGGACUACGCUGCCCAGGAGGCCGACGAGCUCUCCUUCAGCGAGGGCGAUGCCAUCACUGUGCUGCGUCGCCGUGACGACACCGAAACAGACUGGUGGUGGGCGCGACUGAACGACCGCGAGGGAUACAUUCCCAGAAACCUCCUGGGGCUGUACCCGAGGAUCAAACCCAGACAACGCUCGCUGGCAUGAAGCCCGGACCACAAGGCACGCUGGCAGAAGUCACAUGCACGGCCAAACACGACAAAGGAGAAGAGGAGCAUGCGGUUCGGAAACAGAGACGGAAAACCUCAACGGAGAAUGAAAAAAGAUGGCAGAGACUGCAUUUAGUCUGAAUGUAGCAGAACCGAUUCAUGGUAGAAGCAUCGUUUCUUUUUACAGGCCUGGAUUUUGGAUCCAAUGCUUGACAGGCUUCACGAGAAUUCAGCAGCAUGAGAAAGGUGCUGAAGAAAAAAAAAAGAUUCCGUUUAACUUUUGGAUGUAACUUCAACGUUAAUGCAGCUUUAGAAAGUGAAAAUAUGAUGCAGAUGUUUUCAAGUUCUACGUGAUAUUCUCCAAAGAAUCUACCAUUAGCCAUCACUUUUUUAUGGUUUUUACAGCCAAAGAAAAAACGCGAUGAGGUGGAAGGAGGUGAAAGAAAGUGCAUUUUGAAUGUGAAGACGGAGAGGAAAAACGACGAAGGAUGCCUGAAAGUUUUUUGAGUGGCUAAAAAAAAGGGUUUUAUUGGAAGUCCUUUUCAUGUCAAUGUUAUUUUGACAGCCAGUUGUUAGUGGACAGCAGAAAGAGGAAGUAAGUAGGUUUAAAAAUUUGACUGAUUUUUAUAGUUCAGAAUAAAGAGGCAGGCUCCUUUUAUUAGCAGAAAAACCUAAAAACCAAAAGUGCAGUGUUAAAAGAUUUAAUCAGCUCUUAUUAGGCUUUUUACAGCAAAGUCAACCUCUGUUUUGAAUGUCAUUAACUAUAACAUUUUUCAGUGUUAUUAUUUUUCUCACCUUUUCAUUAGUGUUGUUUAAUACCCCUAAUGUUGCUGUUUUAUUUAAAACAACAAUUUUUUUUGUAUUUCUAUGAAUAAAUAUUACUAGUAUACCCUUGAUUUUCUGUCAGAAAUGACUCGCUUCUGCCACCUAGUGUACAGAAAGGGUUUGGCACAAAUACAAGAACUGGUCAUCAACCCCCCCACCCUGUAUGAACAAUGAAGCAGUUCGCUGAAAGACGUUUGAUGUGAAGGUUGAACAUGAAUUUUGAGGAGUAUAAAUCAUCAUUCUGUGUAUAUGCAAGCUGUAACUGUACAUGUAAUGUGCAAUAAUAAAAGUUUAAUCCAUGCAAAGA